UUUGUUAAACACUCGAGCAGCCAAGCAACAGCCUAGAAUUUAUUUCCUAUGACAAUGGACAGACCUGCCUUAAAAACAGCAGCCGGAAGCGUAUAUAAAACUUUACUAACACGUUCAACAACAAGUUUGGUGUUUUUGUUUUGUUUGACAUUGCCUCAGAAUAGUAAUCUCUUAAAAUUUGCGUCUAAGCAUGAAUAACAAGGCAAACUCAAAUAAUGAGUCUUCCUUACUUUUAAAGUAUCCUAUAAAUUUAUUUUCAACUAACUUAAAUAAUGAUAAUUUGUUACUACCGGUUGGUCGUCAAGAAGAAAGCCUUGAAGUCAAUAUGAAAUCAUCUGAUUCAACUGAUACAGGAGAAUGCAGAAUGUCAUCAGCUAUUUGUCAGCUAGAGCAGCCUUUAAUUUUUGGAGGAGUAUCAAAGCCAAAUCAAAGAAGCCCUCAUGUUUCUACUAUUUCUCAAGUCACUCAUCUUCCUGAGUCUACCAUACCACCAGUUUUAAAACCUUUGGAACACCCAGUUCAAGAUAACCCAAUUCUUUAUUCUCAGAUUGAAACUUCUCAUAUUUCAUAUGAACCUCAGUUCCCCACACUUUCUAAUAUCUCUUCACAAGUAACCACUCCACUUACAACAGAAUACAAAAGCAGUUCUGAACCAUAUUUUACCUCUGCACCCUUGGUACCUAAUAACUACACUGAUACUUCUUUAUCACAACCUUGUGAGUUUCAAGUUGGAUCUAAUAUUAUUCAAUCUCAAUCCAGUCAUGAUUUUAGUGGUAAUGCUCAAGAAACUGGACAAUAUUAUUCAGAAAGAAGCAUUGAUCCACUCCAACCUUAUUGGUUUUUUAGUGACUUAGUUGAAUCAAAGGAAAUUUGGUAUGGAUUUUGCAAAAAGGAUUCUGAGAGAUUGGAAGAAGCUUAUCAGUUAGGUUCAGACUCUGUCAUACCAACGGAUGGUGGUAGGUGUGAUGUUUAUCUCAAUCAAAGGAAAAAGACGUUUGUUUAUUUUGAUUCUAAGGAACUGCAAGUGAGACGUUGCACUUGGUUUCAUCAGCAAGGGUCUUCAAUGCGAUUCAUACCUUAUGAUGAAAAUACAUCUGCAUGCCUUGAAGAGUUUUAUCAUAAGUGGAUAACAUCUGGCUCUCAAGACAUGCGAUUUGUUAUACCUGGGAUUAUUGGAAGCUUUCUUUUUGAGAAACCUUUAGUGUUGCUACACUAUGGUUUUGAUGUCAGUGUUUGGAAUGCCCCUAAUGAACCCAAAGGAAGUCCUAAAAUUGUAAAGCGAGGACUGCCGGAAGGUGGCUUUCAAAUUAUGCCAGAUGAAUCACCCAAAAUAGAUCACCUACUUUUUAUUGUUCAAGGCAUUGGUUCCUUUUGUGAUCUUCGUUUUAGAACAGUUUCAGAAUGUGUGGAUGGAUUUAGGGACAUUGCUAACAAAUUGAUUAAUAGCCACUUUGGAAAAGAAGUAAAACAAGGUUGUGUUGGUAGAGUUGAAAUUUUACCUGUGGCAUGGCAUGCUAAAUUACGCACUAGUGAUAUCGGAUUAGAUCGAACAAUGAAAAUGAUUACUCUACCUAGUAUACCUAAGUUACGCCACUUCACAAAUGAUACUUUAAUAGAUAUCUUACUGUAUAGUAGCCCUUCAUACUGUCAAUCAAUUGUGGAUACUGUGACGCAAGAACUCAAUAAUUUGUAUGAAGUUUUCGUAUCCCGUAAUCCAGCAUUUUGUGGAAAAGUGUUUGUUGCUGGUCAUAGUUUAGGUUCUUUGAUUCUUUUUGAUAUUCUUUCGAACCAAAACUUUAAUGAUUGCAGCAAAGAAAGUGCAAAACCUGAAGUUCUUGAAAGCUUUGAAAGUAACCAGCAAGACUUAGAAAGCUUUGUAGAUAUUGAGCAUCUUUUAAGAACUUUGAAUUUGGAAGAAUAUUUAGAUGCAUUUAAUGAGGAAAAAAUUAGUUUAUCAACACUGCUCUUUUUAUCAGAUGAAGAUUUGAAGAACAUAGGCUUACCUACUGGUCCACGUCGAAAAUUGAUGAAUGCUGUUAAGAAAAAUUCUGUUGAACCAGAAACUAUUUCUUCAGCCCCUAAAACAAAAAAUUGUGAAGUUAGUGCUACAGAAAACAUUACUACUGAAUGUCAUAAUAGGAUGAUAUUUCCUCUCCAAAAUCUGAACACAGGAGAUUCUUCAGUAAUUUACCAAAGGUUACAUUUUCACCCUGCUGCCUUUUUUGCCAUGGGAUCACCAAUUUCAAUGUUUUUAGCUAUUCGAGGUUUUGACACAAUCAGUGAAAAGUUUAGCUUCCCAACUUGCCCUGCAUUUUUUCACAUAUUUCAUCCGUAUGAUCCUGUAGCAUUUCGAAUUGAACCAAUGAUUGAUCAUGGUUUCAAGGAGAAGCCUGCUCUGAUACCUCACCAUAAAGGACGGAAACGGAUGCAUUUGGAAAUAAAAGAAAAUGUUACUAAGUUUGCAAAUGAAUUACGUCAGAAAGUCAUGGAUACACUUCAUAAGACAUGGCAUUCUUUUAAUGAACUUACUGGACUUCAACCUUUUCCACAAGCUAUUUUGGAACAAGAAGUUAAUUCAAUGGUGUCACAAGAAAUUCCUGAAAUUGCAACAUAUGAUGAAAGCACUUCUCAUGUUUCACCAAUUGGAAAUUUAAAUGGUGGAAGAAGAAUAGAUUAUGUUCUCCAGGAAAAACCUCUAGAAGCUCUUAAUGACUAUGUGUGGGCUCUUACUAGUCAUGCAACAUAUUGGGACUCAGAAGAUACUGUUUUAAUGAUUUUGCAAGAAAUAUAUGCUAUUCAAGGAAUUAAAGUUUCUCCCCUCGGUGAAAGUUUUAUAACGGAAAGUGGUCCAGAAAGCUUGCCACCUGUUCAAACUUAUAAUCCAUUUCCUAGAGAGAUUUUAGAGAAUACAUUAUAUCCAUCAGCCUUACCGAAUAAGGAUCAUUCACUACCUUCAGACACUACCAGUAAUGUAAAUAUUAAUGUUUCAUCUAAUGUAGUACCUACAGCUGAAGGUGAUAAUUAUUCUAACCUUACUUCUGCUUCAUCUAAUAUGACUUCUACUUUUAAAAGUGCAAAUUAUUCUGAACCGACACCCCCUGUGCAGCCUCUUGGCCCCCCUCCUCUUUCUGGUUUUGUUAAAAGAUCAGCCUUUUCAAAAUGAUUUUAAAUGAAAGAGCUAAAAAUGUAUGUGUAUCUGUUACUUUUUGAAAAGUUUAUAAUUUAUGUAAAUUUCUAUGCAUAUUUAUUCAUAAUGUGUGUUUUUAAGGUAAAAAUAAAAAUAUAUUUUAUGCCUAUAUUACACAGUUUUCAUAGUUUGAUUAAACUUGAUCAAUAAUG
Molecule: messenger RNA, 3339 nt
Organism: Parasteatoda tepidariorum (common house spider)
Lineage: Eukaryota; Metazoa; Arthropoda; Arachnida; Araneae; Theridiidae
Gene: PAPLA1
Product: Phosphatidic Acid Phospholipase A1
Cellular component (GO): cytoplasm; COPII-coated ER to Golgi transport vesicle
Molecular function (GO): protein binding; glycerophospholipase activity; metal ion binding
Source: RefSeq, a predicted model, not a curated record